Biomphalaria glabrata is the source of this 594-nucleotide messenger RNA. Its product is annotated as aurora kinase-like. The coding region runs from base 1 to 594 and encodes 197 amino acids. Gene Ontology annotation, molecular function: protein kinase activity; ATP binding. The record is from RefSeq and is a predicted model, not a curated record. NCBI's taxonomy places the organism in Eukaryota, Metazoa, Mollusca, Gastropoda, Planorbidae. The transcript has a single exon. Gene Ontology annotation, biological process: protein phosphorylation.
AUGGAUAUAUUUGAAAAGUUUGAUCUCGUGGAAGACAGAACCCUCGGCUAUGGUCAUUGUGGCCGAGUGGUACUGGCGUAUUCCAAGAAAAACAAAGCUAAACAGUGGGCAGUCAAAUUAUUUGAUGACCAGAGUGACCAGGGUGAGAAAGAAAAGUUGAAGCAUCUAUUUACCAAGGAAGUGAAGAUCAGACAGAAGUUAAAUCACCCACUGAUCGCCAGCUCGUGCGUGGCUUUGAAAUACGACACACACUUUGCCAUCUGCAGGCAGUUUUAUCCAAACGGCUGCUUGAAGGAAAAGAUCAAGUCGGUGACUGAGGAGGAGGCCGAGCGGUACCUCAGCAACAUCUCGUCGGCCUUGCACUACAUGCACCUCAAGCGCAUCUGUCACAUGGACAUCAAGCCAGCCAACAUCUUGAUCAACUCCUACAAUGAGGCUGUGCUGACUGAUUUCGAUUUGUCUAUGGAGAUUCCCCCAAACGUUCAGAAAUGGAACAGUUAUGGCGGAACUUUGGCGUAUCUGGCACCGGAAGUGAGCAACCCACAUGGCUGCGACCCGUUCAAGGUGAGUUUUACUAGUUUCUACAUAGCUUAG